Molecule: messenger RNA, 435 nt
Organism: Lactuca saligna
Lineage: Eukaryota; Viridiplantae; Streptophyta; Magnoliopsida; Asterales; Asteraceae
Source: the annotation of a GenBank genome assembly
AUGGGCGGUACAUUUAAUCAAACAAAGCCUCUCGACUUGCUUGUUGGUUCGCGGGUCUGCUUCUCUUUUGAUCCGCGGUCUGCCACCGAUAGGUGGCCGAUCGUGUUUCUUGAGAGGGUUGUAUCCAAGUUAUUCGACCAGGAUUUAUCCGAAGCGGUUAGUUUCCUGUUAUCUUAUCUGGUGGUGAAUUUGAUGCCCCAACUUGUGUACCCGGGAAGGGUGUUUACCAACUACGCCGUCCCCGGGGAUGACGUAGUAAUCGCGGAUGAGAAUGUCGCGACCCGUUACAAGGAGUCCCUUGACCUCCUGCAGGUGGUUAUUUCGAAAGAGAAAUCACUAAUAUCAAGGAGUGGGUCCGCGGAAUUCGCGAAUAACUUUAGGGUUCGAGAUUUGACAGUCGAUCUCCCCCCGGUAUCCAUUAAAAAGCGUUAUUAA